AUGGCUUGGAGCAGCGGCAUGGCCGCCGUGCCCAUCCCCACCACCAUCUUCGUCUUCUUGCUGCUUCUUCCUCUCUGCGUCGUCCGCCAUGCGCGGGCGCAAGAACUUGACAGCGAGGAGGAGUUCAGCUACCGGAGCGGCCGGGACAACAGCCCGGACCGGUGGGGCCUCCUCCGGACGGACUGGGCGGCCUGCUACUGGGGCCGGAUGCAGUCCCCGAUCCGCGUCCCCGGCGACGGUCCGGUCACCGGCCCCCGGAACGGCCGCCUCGCCCGCACCUACCGCUACUCGCCGGCCACCCUGGUGAACCGCGGGCACGACAUCAUGGUGAGGUUCGACGGCAACGCGGGGUCCGUGGUGUUGGACGGCGUCUCGUACAGGCUCCGGCAGAUGCACUGGCACUCCCCCAGCGAGCACGCCCUGGACGGGCGCAGGUACGACCUGGAGCUGCACAUGCUCCACCAGAGCGACAAGGCGAGCAACAAGUACGCCGUCGUCGCGCAGCUCUUCCAGAUCGGGGAGCACCGCGACGAGACCCUGCACAUGCUGGAGCCGUACAUCGAGAGGAUCGCGGACAGGAGGCAGGGGCACGAGGAGGAGAUCGACUACGAGGUGGACCCGAGGAGGCCCGUGAGGGGGAGCGACACGUUCUACAGGUACACGGGCUCCUUCACCACGCCGCCGUGCACCGAGGGCAUCGCCUGGGCGGUCGCCACCAAGGUGCGGCAUGUGUCCCGUCACCAGGUGGAGCUGCUCAGAGACGCCGUCCACGACCAUGCCAGGAGGAACGCUCGGCCGCUCCAGGAGGCCAACGGCAGGGGCAUCGCCCUGUACUACGGCUGGCCUCGUUCCGGUGACGGGAAUUAAGACGGCCGGAAGCGUCUGCACUUAACAUUGUCACUAGUUGAUCUCACUCUAGUUCGUUAGGCUGAAUAUAUAAAC
Molecule: messenger RNA, 942 nt
Organism: Triticum dicoccoides
Lineage: Eukaryota; Viridiplantae; Streptophyta; Magnoliopsida; Poales; Poaceae
Product: alpha carbonic anhydrase 7-like
Exons: 4
Coding region: 1-867 (288 amino acids)
Biological process (GO): one-carbon metabolic process
Molecular function (GO): zinc ion binding; carbonate dehydratase activity
Source: RefSeq, a predicted model, not a curated record